AUGGCCGCGACAAGAUCGUCUAAGAAAACGAAGAUCAAGACCGCUCGGACGAAGCUGAAAGCACCCGAUUGUGAAUUAGAAGACGUGAAUAAGCCGAGAUCGACCAUUGCCCAAGACAUGAUCGAGCAGGCUCACUAUCGGAAGAUCCUCAGCGAGACACUGCUGCAGGACCCUGUCAUCGCGAUCGUACAGGUCCGCCAGAUCGGCGAUCUGACAGGACCGAUAUCCAAGUCCAACACCAGCACAGAUAGGCUGAAUGCGACUCCGGAGAAGCCCGAUCGGCAGGAAAAGCGCCAGGUCUCGGCAGGACGAACCACUCCGACGACCAAUUCGACCGGAUCUAGCAACAAACUGGACGAAUACUUCCAGAUGGCGAUGAAUCGAUUCCUGAAGGAACAAAGCCUGGUGACGGUGCAACCACCACCUCUCAGAACGCAGGGUAUCGACAUGGAGUCAGUCGCCACCCCAGAUCCAGACUCCUGGGAGUACGAUCCCGACGAUCUCGGGAUUCCAAGCUCCUUUGGUCAUACUUCCGGCCGACCCGCGGUCGCUUCGGCAACGAUCGGCCCUGGAGGGCCAUCGCUGAUCCAGAGGGUGCGAAUUUCGCCCACCUCGGAUCUGAAAGAAUUUACCCGGAAGGAUAUGGACGAAGAUCGCACCAGAGCUUGGAUCGGCAAGGUGAAAUCGGCGUUCCAACGAGAUCAAGCAACAGAAGAGGAGAAAUGCCUCACGUUCGCGGAUCUGAUGGUAAUGUCAGCCAAGAACUGGCACCGACAGCUGAGUCGGACUACCAAGACCAAAUGGACGGAUUUACUCGAAAGUUUCCAGACCCAAUACUGCGGUCUGGGAUCAAUCAAGAGAGAGAGAGCGAUCCUGUUCCUAGAUACUGGCACUGAGAGACAGGAAUGUAUGGGAAUCGGUGACAACGUGUACACUACGGAAGGAAGAACCAGUAUCAAGAUCACGUUAGCAGGAUAUCUGGUGUAUUUUUUCGACAUCUGGAUCGGAGAUCUCUCAGGACAGAACGCGAUCCUAGGCAUGGAUUUCAUGGUCCCAGCCGGUGUGCGAAUGGACCUCGCCGACGGAUCGAUGCGUCUACCUGACGAAUUAGGAAUAUCGCUUAAUGGUCGUAAGAGACUGUAUGGCGAAAAGAUGAGAUCAGUGAUUCUCGAAAGAAGUCUACGAAUCCCGGUCGGUCGGUCGGAGGAAACGGCGGCGAGGAUUAAAUUGUCGGCCACCGAGAAACUGUGGGUGACCAGAGGAGUACGAUGGGUACCGACAGUAACGGAAGGCCCCGGUCGGAUCCACUACCUGGUGAUCUCGAACAUUGGAGAAGAGAUCCUACGGUUGGACCACCGUCUGGACGUUGAAUCUCAAUCGAGGGCAGGAAUUGCCAACGCAGCCCAGAUCGAGGCAGAAUUACUCGAUCCGGAAGGGGGCCAUCCAUCUACGCCACCAAGAAAUCCCAACGCCGAUCGAUACCGGAGCGGCGAUGCUGGGGGCGGCAGGACACGUGAGAGCAUGCCGGACCAGGCUACCUAUCCGACGGACACCAAGGAUAUCAAGACGGGAAAUCGGAUUGGCACCAAGGAUAUCGAGCCGAAAACGGGAAAUCCGAACUGUCAAACCCAGAUCAAACUCGAUCCCGGCGAUGGAUUCGACGUAAAAUCCCCGAUCCACCCGACCGAGGGCGUCGGACUACGAGAUCCGCUGGUGGAAGGAGCAGCUGCGACCACCCCACAGAAUACCGAGGACGAUGAUGAUAUAUAUUACCAUGAGAGUGGUCGCAUCGAGGAUUUGCAGGUAGGAGACCCCGGAUCGGCCACAUCCGAGGAGAUCGAGAGGCUCCGGCAGAUCAUUUGGAAGAAGCGACACCUCCUGAGCGGCAAAGGGAACGCCCUACCUCCGGCGGCCAAGGGCGUCGUGUGUGACAUCGAUGUCGGAAAUGCAAAACCGAUCGCACUGCGAACCCGGAAAGUGUCCACGCGAUUUCGAGAAAAAGUCGUAGGCCUGAUCAAGAGCCUCCUGGCAGCCGAAAUCAUCCGACCCUCGACAUCGCCAUGGGCCUCACUGAUCGUGAUUGUUCGCAAGAGUAACGGCGUGGAUAUCAGGUUGUGCAUCGAUUACAAGCUGAUAAACAGCCUCACGAUGUUGAUGGUCUAUCCGAUGCCCCUGAUCAGCGACCUGCUAGAGAACCUUGAUAAGGCAUUAUGGUAUUGCUCGCUGGAUAUGGCAAGCGACUUCUGGAUCGUACCCAUGACGGAUCGGGCUCGCGAGAUCUCAGUGUUUAUCACCCCGUUUGGAUUAUUCGAAUGGAGUCGCAAGGCUUUUAGCCUAAAGAAUGCCCCGCAGAUCUAUCAACGCCUCGUAGACAACGCGCUGUAUGGAGUUUUGAAGAUCUCGCAAUCCGGCGCCGCUGGGGCUACGACGGACGUGUUCCAGACAGGAAUUGCGGACAAUCCUGAUCGGGGAUCAGUGUUGGGACGAAGAUCAUACAUUGACGACAUCAUGAUCGCAGCAGAAUCGUGGGAUCAAAUGUGCCAAAGGGUGGAAGAUCUGUUGGAGGCUUGUGAUAAGUGGAAUUUAUCGAUCAGUGUGGCGAAGAGCUUCUGGGGUAUGGAUAAGGUAGGAUAUCUGGGACACCGAGUGUCGAUCGGAGGUCUAGAGGCGAACCCAAAAGAUCUGAAAUCCCUUACCGUUCUGCCAUUCCCCGGGUCACUUCGAUCCAUGCAGUCGUUCCUGGGUAGUUUGAAUUACUACAGCCAAUUUAUUGAAGACUACGCUAUCUACGCGUCGGUGCUAUAUGAACUAAGCGAGGUGGAAUGUGCAGAACUGGAGAAACGAUCGGAUCUGAGGAAUAUCAUGGAACAGAACGACCCGAUUGCUCGAGAUCACGGCCCACCGGAACUGCAGUUGGCGGAACCAUUGGAUGAGAGGUGGAUCAGGGCGCGUAGGGCCUUCACCACCCUGAAAACCAAGAUUGCGACUACCCCAAUUCUCCACCACUUCGGCGAGACGAGAAGGCCGGUAGUUAUCGUAUAUACCAGUGAUUGGGCGAUAUCCGCUUCGUUGACGCAAGAACAAGACGGGAUCUACCAUCCGGUUGCGUUCGCCAGCCGCACCUUGAAGACGAACGAGUUGAAUUACAAUGUGACCGAAAAGGAGGUGUUGGUAUUGCUGAGGAUCUUGGAUCUCUACUACAAUUUACUAUUUGGACGCGAGAUCCGGGUCCUAACGAGGCAUUCCACGUUAGCCUGA
Phytophthora megakarya is the source of this 3258-nucleotide messenger RNA. The record is from the annotation of a GenBank genome assembly. Lineage: Eukaryota; Oomycota; Peronosporomycetes; Peronosporales; Peronosporaceae.